UAACGCACCUGUAAUUUUAAACGGAAAAAUUGCUGAACCCUAAAUUAUUUUUAUAUCGUUUUUAUGUAUGGUUGUUGUUAUUGUAGUGAGAGAUGAUUAUCACCACACACACAAACAACGCACACGCUAGGCUUUGAAACAUAGCCAGAGUGUUGGUAUUGAAAGCAAAAAAAAAAUUGUUUUAAAUGUGUGGAAGUAUGUAUGUUUAAACACACACAAGAAAAAUUAAAGAAAAAAUAUUUUCUUAGAAAUAUUUAAAAAUAUGAAAGAUUAUUUAGAAAAAAUAUUACAAAAUAAAUUCACAAAGUGUAAAGGAGCUAUAAAUGAAAGCCUAAGUGUCAGAAAAUCAACAAAAUGUUGUGUUUGAAAGUGAAAUAGAAAAACAUAAUUCUCGAAAAUCUGGAUAAAAACGAGGUCUACACACCAACGAGGGAAUAAUUAAACAUCAACACACAAACAUAUGAAAUGAAUAAUAGCACCUCAAUCACCACAAAAUGAUCUCGGAAUUGCUUUUCCAUGUUAAUACUCGCCCCAUAGCCCAGAAAGCAAAAUAGAAGAGCAAAAUCUAAACCAAAAAAAAGAAACCCAGACUAAAACAACAACAGCAAGAAAAACAUUCCCAGUGACAGCAGGCAGCAGUAUGUGACAUUGGAUAGCAAGAUUUAGUAACUAGCCACGAACUAACAGAGACACAUAGAGGAGCAUUUCAACUGACUUUGUUUAAGAGCAACAGCAACAAGAUGUCAAAUCCAAAUCCUUCCAAUUCUGCCUUUGUGCCAGUGCUGCCCUCGCAUCGCAAUCCGCUGAGAGGCCCUGCCUCUCUUUAUGGCAGCAUGAUGGAUGCGGAGGCAGGCAAAGAUCCCAAACGGGGUUCCAAUUUCGAGAUUAUGGCCAUGAUGGCCGAUAAACGCAAAGAGUUAGCUUUAAGGGAGGCGGCAGUGGCUGCUGCCAUGCUGAUGCCUCGUCCUGGCCAAGGACCGCCACCGGGGGUGCCCGGCUCGGUGAUGUAUCCCCCACCCUAUCUGGGAGGACCGGGUCCCUCGCCCACAGGGGCUGGCAGCUUUACAUUUCCCUCUGGUGCUGCGGCCUUGUUUCCCCCCGGUCUGCCUCCCUCUAUGCAUGCAGGUCUGGACAGACGUCUGCUAAGGGCCCCGGGUAGGGCCUCCAGACCCAAGAAACAGUUCAUAUGUAAAUUUUGUAAUCGCCAGUUUACCAAGUCCUAUAACCUGUUAAUCCAUGAACGCACCCACACCGAUGAACGGCCCUACUCGUGUGACAUAUGUGGCAAGGCCUUCCGCAGGCAGGAUCAUUUGAGAGAUCACAGAUACAUACACUCCAAGGAGAAGCCUUUCAAAUGCACCGAAUGCGGCAAGGGCUUCUGCCAGUCACGCACCUUGGCCGUCCACAAGAUUUUGCAUAUGGAGGAGUCCCCCCACAAAUGCCCUGUGUGCAGUCGCAGCUUUAAUCAACGCUCCAAUCUGAAGACCCAUUUGCUUACCCACACCGACCACAAGCCCUACGAAUGCAAUUCUUGCGGCAAGGUAUUCCGCCGCAAUUGUGACCUGCGUCGCCAUACUCUAACUCAUGCCGUGGGCGAUGUGCCUGGCGAAUAUGUGGAUGUGGUGGAAGAAGAGGAGGAGCGAGGCAAUCUAAGCGGCGAUGAAGAUGACUCACUGUUGGAGGUGGAUUCGCCACGCAAUUCCCCAGUACAAAGACAUGGCUCUCCCACUCGCGAUUUGGAUAGAGAUAUGGAGGAAGAGGAGGAUGAAGAUGAUGAAUUGGAGGGGGAUCAACGCAUAUCCAUGGCCGAACGUUUGUCGCUGAAGCGUAAGGCUCAAUUUGAUCGUGAGGCCUUAGAAGAUGAUUCGGAAGAUGAGCUGCUGGAUGAGCCGGAUGAAGAGGAGCAGGUAGGGGGGGAUUUGCCUGAGAAGGAUGCCAUUAAACCUAUGAUCAAACAAGAGCUAAACGAAAAGGCACAACGCAAAAACGACGAUAUGGCCGAGGGUUCAUGCCAAUAUCAGGGUGUUACCCAUUGCCAUCAUGAGGGAGGCACCCAGUACACCAUGAGGCCUACACAUGAACUAAUGCGCAAUGGCGAGGAGCUUGGUGGCAUGCCGGGAGCUACGAUUGCUUCUCUACCACCGCCUCCAACGCAAACGGAUUAUUUGUUAGCCAGCACUUCGACGGGUAUGGCCAAUUAUAUGGGCCCCAUGGCAGGCCAUGAAUCCAAUGCCGAAGCCUAUUUGCCUUUGCUGCAUGUACGCCGAGAUCUCCAUAGCAAGCCUUUGAUGACGGGACCCACCGAUCUGAAAGUUCAAAUACAACCAGGAGGCAUACCGCCCGGGGCCAUGCCUGUACUGAUAGACACCAGCUCGAAACCCCAGGCAUCUGGGACGCAAGGUCAAACCACAGCACCACCAGCCCCCUUGCAUUCACCCCAUGAGGCUGUGCCCAGUUUUCUGGGCUCCAUACCCAUACGAAAGCGAGCCCUGGGAGUGGAGUUUGAUCACUUGCAUGCCCAUGCCUUGGGCCAUGGUAGACCACCGCCCUUUGCGCCCAAUGCCAGUAUGUAUGCCCUGAAUAUGUCAAGACCGCAUUUGCAUGCCUUGCAAUCAGCGGCGGCGGCCUCAGCAUUGAAGCUGGGAGCAGCAGCAGUUCCUCCCUCACAUCUGGGGCCACCGCCACCCUCAGCCUCUGGCAUGCCAAGCAAGCCGGGGCCCUAUAUGCCCACCAACUAUCAUCUGGCAGUGGGGCAGGCAGAAAAAUCUAUGGCAGCCAGCCUAAGCGAGGCCUAUUUGCAUCACUCGAAUCGUGCAGGUCCGCCAAUGGAGGCCAAUUCCUCAACACCGCCUUCCAAUGCCAACUCAACGUCAUUGGCCUCGCAUGCGUCCACCUCCUCGUCGUCUGCAACCACAGUUACUAAUCGAAGUCAAACCGCGGCCACAGCCACGGCCCCAUGCCAUAGCAAUCAAGCCCAACAGCCACCACCGCAACCGCAACCGCCACCAGUUAAACGCAGCACCGGUUUCAGCAUCGAGGACAUCAUGAGACGCUAAUUAACAACAUUCCAAGUUUAACAUUUUUUACUAGAGUCUAAUUUAAGCAAUGCCUUGCACAUCUAUAGAAAUUUCAUCUAUACAUAGAGAAUUAUAUGCUAGAUCUAAGACACUUAGUUCUAAGUCUUAGCCUAUUUGGGGGAUGACAAGAGUCUUGAGUUAAGGUGAUCUCUGUGCAUUGGAAAGAGAGAUUUAUUCACAUACAUACAGUCUUGUAAGUACAAGUACAAUAUCUAGGUUAGAGUCUUAGACUUAGACUAGCAUGGGGCCAUCUAGAAAGACAGAUGAAGCAUAACGAAAGGGGAUUUUUCUUAGGAUUUUAGUUUGAGUUUCCAUACCAUGGCAACUUGUGAAUUCCUUUUUAGGGGAAUUACCAAAUAAGGAUAUUUUUAAGUUAUUUUUACGUAGCUACUGCCGUUUCUCUCUCUCUCUCUCUCUCUCUCUUUCCCUCUCUUGCUCGCUUGCUAGUUAAUCUUUGUAUAUUUUUUUGUUUAAAAAUUAUCCAAAAUUUUAUGUUGAUCAUAGCAGGUUGUGUUUUUGGUCUUUGCUUUUGUAUUGGAAUUUGCCUUGAGUUUUUUUUCUGUACAUUAGUUAUUAUUUUUCUUUAAGUGUACUUGCCCGAACACUUAGUGUUCAUUACAAUUCCUUUAUUUCCUUAACAAUUCUUUUUAGGUCCGUUUGAAAAGAAUUACAUUUUUUUACAAAACUUAAGAAUAUUUUAUUUAAAAACUUAGUUAAGCUUAAAAUUAAAGUAUUUUUACUUUUAAUUUUUUUUUUUUUGCUUAAGUUAUAUUUGACUAAGCACUACCUAUACACAAGUGUAGUCCAUAAAAGUUUCAUUUUAGCUCAUAUUAAGUGCCCUUAUAGUUACUCUUUUAAAUGUUCGUUUAGUUUAGUCCUUAGUUUUGCGUAAUAAUUACGAGUUGAUUGAUCCUAGAAAGUCUUCCUCUGUGUUUUCCAGAAAUUAUUAAAUAAAAUUAUUAUUCUCUUAAAUAAACUAUGCAAAAACAAUAA
This is a messenger RNA of Stomoxys calcitrans (stable fly), 4070 nucleotides long. It is a transcript of the gene bowl, whose product is annotated as protein bowel. Gene Ontology annotation, cellular component: nucleus. Gene Ontology annotation, biological process: regulation of transcription by RNA polymerase II; embryonic pattern specification; embryo development. Gene Ontology annotation, molecular function: RNA polymerase II transcription regulatory region sequence-specific DNA binding; DNA-binding transcription factor activity, RNA polymerase II-specific. The coding region runs from base 741 to 3056 and encodes 771 amino acids. Lineage: Eukaryota; Metazoa; Arthropoda; Insecta; Diptera; Muscidae. The transcript is spliced from 3 exons. The record is from RefSeq and is a predicted model, not a curated record.